GGGUAUGGUGUAAAAUAUCAAGCCCUAUUUCCUUCAAAACAACGAGCUUUCUUCUUCCCGGCGGCGGCGGCGGCGUCGUUUGGAGAGAAUGGCGAAGGUGAGCCUCCUGAGAAAUGCUCUCAGAUCUAGGGUUUCAUCUUCGAAUUCACUUCCUAGGUUCCUCCCGUCGAGGAGUCUCUCGGCGGAUGCGGAUCCCUUCCUCGAGCCUCCCACGGAUGGUUUGGUCUUCGCGAAGCUGAGUGGGAUCGGGAGGAACACGCUGAAGACUGAUGUUAUUAACUUCUUUGAAGGAUGUGCUAUUUCCCCGGAGGACAUCAAAGUUAUUUAUAAUCGAGCUUAUAGCCUGGUUGGCAUGAUUCUGCAAUUUCCCUCGCGUUCUGCAUUUGACAUGGCAGUGAGGCAAUCAGUUAGGACGGGACGCUUGUACAGGUUAGACAAGGUAGAUCGCUCUCAAUGGGAUGAGCUGUUAGCGUAUAAUGGAAAAGCUAUUGUACUGCAAGGGAUCCCUCGUAAUACUACUUUUGUGGAUGUAGAGCGUUUCUUGACUGGCUUCAAUUAUGAUCCAUCUAAGUUACAGUUAAUUAACCGGCCUGGUAUGGCCCAGACUGUGAGAGUUGCAAUUGCCCAUUUUCAUUCACGGAUCGAUGCUAUGAAUGCCUACGUCACAAAGAACAGAAGUUUCUGCCUCAAUAAUCCCGUCACGGUUCGGUUUCUACAGUAAUUAAGGAUCCUCGAGUUCAUUGUUCAUCUUGGAAUACUUCAUAACUACAAUCCCCCCAAGUUUACCGGCAUUUUGAGAAUCUGAACACUUAUUAGUUUCCAGUCCUUUUAGUUAUCCAUAAAACAGGAUUUGUGUUGUGUUAUCACAUUCCUGCCUGUGAAAUGAAGUUGGAUGAUUUCUUUCAUCCCUGGAAUGCUUGUUUUCACUCUUUUGGUUGUAGAUCUUCCCACUUUGAAUUGUUGCUCAUCAGGAAUAUCUAAAAACAGGCCUCACAUGAAAUCUCGUUUCCAGUACUAAAUUAUUUGA
Dioscorea cayenensis subsp. rotundata (Guinea yam) is the source of this 1027-nucleotide messenger RNA. RefSeq lists its product as uncharacterized. NCBI's taxonomy places the organism in Eukaryota, Viridiplantae, Streptophyta, Magnoliopsida, Dioscoreales, Dioscoreaceae. Gene Ontology annotation, molecular function: nucleic acid binding. The coding region runs from base 89 to 721 and encodes 210 amino acids. The transcript is spliced from 6 exons. The record is from RefSeq and is a predicted model, not a curated record.